AUGGCCAAAUGCGCACAUCCCGACUGCUACUGUCAGCGCUAUGAUGGCAUUGAUGAUGCCGACGUCGGGCCAAAUGACCCACAGUUGUGCCGUCAGUGUAAGCACAUCAAGACGGCUCAUCCCGAUGGAUCAGAGCAGCGCUCCGAGGGACCGCCAACAAUUGCUGCACUUCUUGAUGGACUGAAGAAUAGGUCAGGUGUUGCAAGCCUACCUGGAUCCAGAAUCCGUACAGCUGCAUCGUCAUCCACUGCAGCCAUCCAGGUCUCGGUUGAGGACGCCGUGAAAGAGACUAACUCUGGUCUCAAGCGCCAACCUAUAGACACCAUGACCGCAGGCCCCUCUAAAAAAGCCAAAGGUAUCAAGGCGACAGAUACGAGUCAAGGCAAAAUCAUCAAGAUCGGGCAUGUCAUUCUCCUGCCCGAUGGCAUGGAUGAGGACGGUAACCUAAACACAGCGCGGGGUCCUACACAUCCUCAGAUUGCUCGCUUCGUCAAGUAUGGCCUUGCAUGCUCACACAAGGAUGCAUCACUUGAGUUCCGGACUGGGUGGAAUGUGAAGCGCAUCAAUAUGUGGUUUGCUCAACUUCUGCCUGAGGCAUUUGAAUACAUGCGCACUAAGGUAGACAAGGAUGACGUACCUUGGGUCCUCUGCGAGCGGCCAUCUGCAAAUUCCCUUGCUAUCGUUGAUGAUACACCUGUUGAUGGUGAAGUCCUGAAUGAAUAUAAGGGUGGAAAUGGGCGCAAAUGGACCGAGCGCAAAUUAUACAUAGCAUCAAAAGUUGAAAUACCUCAUUCAGUUUACACCAAUAAUUGGAUCGCACCAGCGGUGGAUGCUUCGGAUGAUGAUGCAUCUUCUGUAGGUCCCUCCGAGUCCGAGUUCCUGCCGCAAAAUCUGAAGGGAAAGGGGAAAAUGGUACCCAGUGCCACAGAGACCCAUCACAAUGCCGUUAUCGAACUCUCAGACUCAGAGACACUACCCACCGUCAAGGAGAUCUUGGCUGCUGCUGAAUCGGGCAACAGCCCACCACCUGCUAUGGUCGAAGAACUACUUGUCAAUGGGUCUGACGAUAACGCAUCAUCGAGAGCGAACUCACCUGCAGUUGAGGGCAUCAAUGCUCCUGGAGCCCCCUUGGACGUAGACCACAGUAAUGAUGCCGACCCAGCUACUGCUGCGGGAGUGAAUGAUGGUAUACACGAAAAGGACUGGGAAGCAGUGUUCAUGGCGCGUGGGUCAGAACACAAAAAUCCGUACCUGCAACUCUCCGAUGACCUCCUGGAGACGAAGGACAACCCAUGGGAUAUUGACUAG
Molecule: messenger RNA, 1308 nt
Organism: Sparassis crispa
Lineage: Eukaryota; Fungi; Basidiomycota; Agaricomycetes; Polyporales; Sparassidaceae
Exons: 6
Coding region: 1-1308 (435 amino acids)
Source: RefSeq, a predicted model, not a curated record